AUGGAUUGUACAAAAAGCAUGAAAUCUCAUAUCGAUAAAGCAAAAGAAGAUAUCCAUCUUUUAACCGAAAUGAUACCGAAUUUAUUUAAAGUUCAGCCAUGCUUAGCAUUUGUUGGAUAUCGAGAUGUAAACAGUUCUAGUCCGCAAUGUCUCAAAAUGGACUUUACGAAAAACGUUGAUUUAUUUGAACAGUUUCUUGGCAAUGUUCAAGCUGUAGGUGGUUCUGAUAAUGACUUUUGCGAAGACGUUUUUGGUGGUUUGGAAGUCAUUCCAACUCUUCUUUGGACGAGUGCGAAUCGUAUUUUAAUUCACAUUUGUGACGCUCCUUGUCAUGGCAGACAAUAUUAUGAUGCAAAGCUUCAACAGCGUCAGGGUACUAAAUGGGAUGCAUUUCCAGACGGAGAUCCAAAAAAUCGUGAUAUAGCAAAACUCUUAUUAGACAUCAAAUCUUUAGAUAUCCAUUACUUUUCUAUUCAAUUAAAACCAAGAAAAACACGCAAAAUGUUCGACGAAUUUCGGCUCAUUUACGGCUUGAUAUCUGAAUUAGAUGUGGCGAAUCCCAGUGAGAUGAUGAACGUUGUAACGAAAAUGGCCAGCAGCAUAAUCAUGAGUAGUAUUGAAAAUACGAUGUCAAUAUUUCGUACGACUGACGAAAGGAAAGUUUACACUCUAUCAAAUCAAAUGCCUGAAUGGUCAACUCUUGCCGAACAGAUGGUUAAUAUAAUCGAAGUAAUAAUGCCAAGACAGUUGGAUGAUAUUUUUCAGCGGCUAUUAAUCGGAACCGCGGAAGGCGCUAUGAAAAUAGCACCCGGACCGUUUGCUCGAGGUUCAUUGAGAUAUGCUUAUUAUGGUAAAUUUUCAGCGGACGGCUCGAUCGCAAUUGACGUAGUUUAUAAAGAACUUAUAAAUUCCAAUCAUCGAUAUAAUACUAUGCAAGUAUAUAAGCAACAUUUGGAGAUACAUGUGAUAGCACAAUUUUUAGCCGAAAUGUUCAACGCGGAACAAAAACGAAUAUUUCGUCAUCCCCGAGAAAUUAUUUAUGCAGAAGCGAAUAUUGUUCAGCAAAAGAAUGAUCCGACAAAAAUUUUUCAAGUCGAAGCUCGUUUGCACCAAAAAAUUCAAAAGUGGAAUAACAAUAGUGGUGGAGUAUCCAUGGAAGAUUAUGCAAGUACACUUCAAUCAUUCUCCCAUUGGACAUAUCAAUAUACGUGCGGACGGCUGAUGGUCGUAGAUCUGCAAGGUGUUAAGACUCAAGACAAUGGAUAUCUACUGACAGAUCCUGCUAUACAUUUUCAAAAUCUUAAUCGCUAUAGAGAAGCACGAACCAAUUUGGGCACGAAGGGCAUGCGUGAAUUUUUCCGCACGCAUAUUUGUACUGAAGUAUGCGAAAAGUUAGAGUUGGACAAAGUAGAAAAUAAUAUUGAUGAAGAGACAUUCAAGCGAUUCUACAUAUCGGAUGAUGGCGAGUUGGAACUAGUAAAAACAGUGACUGAUGAUUAUGAUUGA
Messenger RNA from Adineta ricciae, 1506 nucleotides. NCBI's taxonomy places the organism in Eukaryota, Metazoa, Rotifera, Eurotatoria, Adinetida, Adinetidae. The record is from the annotation of a GenBank genome assembly.